AAAUUCACAACAACCUAGAUAAAUAAAAUGCCAGCCAAGACUAAGAAAUCCACUGAAAGCAAGGAUAAGACCAAGGAAACCAAGAAGGACAAGGUUACCAAGAAGACCACAAAGGCUUCCGGUGAUGGUGAAGAAGGUGAAAAGGACGACAAGAAGAAGAAGUCUAGACAUGAAUCCUACUCUUCAUAUAUCUACAAAGUCUUGAGACAAGUCCACUCUGAUAUUGGUAUUUCCACCAAGGCUAUGUCUAUCAUGAACUCCUUCAUUCAAGAUAUCUUUGAAAGAAUUGCCAAUGAAGCUGCUCAAUUGUGUAGAGUCAAUGGUACUAAGACUUUGUCUUCUCGUGAAAUCCAAACUGCUGUCAGAUUGAUCCUCCCAGGUGAAUUGGCUAAGCACGCUGUUUCUGAAGGUACCAAGGCUGUUACCAAGUAUCAAACUUCAUCAGGAAAGACUGCUCCAAAGAAGAGAGAGAAGAAGGAAAAGAAGGAAAAGUCUGAAAAGACUACUGAAAGCAAGUAAUUCGAUUACUAACAUGACACAAUUACCUUUUUGUAAAUAUCAUUUACUGGGAUGUGUACUGCAUCCAACCUAGAUUUCACAACUUUUGUAACUCAUUAAAACAAUAACUUAAAUUAU
This is a messenger RNA of Naegleria gruberi, 636 nucleotides long. RefSeq names its product histone H2B. Bases 28 to 519 code for a protein of 163 amino acids. The transcript has a single exon. Gene Ontology annotation, cellular component: nucleosome. Gene Ontology annotation, biological process: nucleosome assembly. Lineage: Eukaryota; Heterolobosea; Eutetramitea; Acrasida; Naegleriidae. The record is from RefSeq and is a predicted model, not a curated record. Gene Ontology annotation, molecular function: DNA binding; protein heterodimerization activity; structural constituent of chromatin.